ACCCAACUACAAACUGUUUAACUAAUUAUCACUUAUUAACCUCAGUGUUUUUUCUUGAUUAUUUUCUUUUAGCAUUUAUCAAAUACUAAUUACUCUCCUUUCUCCAUUGAUACCCUUCAUACUUGCAACAGCUGAAUUAAGAACCAAGUCUCUUUCAAAGAAGACCAGUUUUGACCCUAAAUUGUUUUAUACAGUGCUAUUAAUUAAUUUCCUAUUUGACUUUAUCCAAUUAUAAUUGAUAUUACUUUAAUCAUCCUUAUUCAUCUACACCAUCUAUCCGUAUUCAGCUAUUUAUCUAGCUUUUGGUGUCGUAGGUGUCUGUAUUUUUCUGUCGUUAUUAUUGCUACCUCUUCCAGUUUCUCUUCAUAGCUGUCUCCUUUUUUUCUCUCUUUUUUGUUGAUUGUAUUUGUGUCUUUGCUUUGCUUAACAGUUGUAGUGCUUAAAGAAAUAUUUCAGCUGAAUAAGAGUAUGGGAGCAUUUCUAGAAAAGCCUAAAACUGAAAAAGUAACCGAGAAAGGCUUCGGAAAUGGUUUACGAUAUGGUGUCAGCAGCAUGCAAGGAUGGAGAUUGGAAAUGGAAGAUGCUCAUUGUGCGGUUGUUGGUAUAAACGGCUUAACGGAUUGGUCAUUCUUCGCAGUUUUUGAUGGACACGCUGGUCCGAGAGUCAGUGCUCAUUGUGCGGCCAAUCUUCUUGAAUCAAUAAUACAAUCGGAUGAUUUUCGGAACCAUGCAGUGGACUCAGCAAGUACUUCUAAUGGUAAAGUCUCAGCAGAUAAAGUGAGCCAAGGAAUACGUGAAGGUUUCCUGAAGUUAGAUGAAAAGAUGAAAAAAUUACCUGAAGUUGUAUCUGGGGAGGAUAAAAGUGGCUCAACAGCUGUAUGUGUUAUUAUAUCACCGACACAUUUUUUCUUUGCGAAUUGUGGGGACUCGAGAGCAAUGCUCUCAAGGGCAGGUAAAGCACAUUUCUCAACCCAAGAUCAUAAGCCUAUCAAUCCUAAAGAAAAAGAAAGGAUACAAAGAGCUGGUGGAAGUGUAACCAUCCAAAGAAUUAAUGGGUCAUUAGCAGUAUCUCGAGCUCUAGGUGAUUACGAAUACAAGCAAGUUGCUGGUAGAGGUCCAUGUGAACAAUUGGUUUCUCCUGAACCUGAGAUCACUGUUCAAGAAAGAGACCCAAAAUUAGAUGAAUUUCUUAUUCUCGCUUGUGACGGAGUUUGGGAUGUUAUGACUAAUGACAGUUUGUGUGAAUUUGUUCUCUACCAAUUAACAAUUCAACCUGAUUUAGAAUUAGUAGCAUCUUCCAUCAUCGAUACAUGUUUGGCUAAGGGAAGUAAGGACAAUAUGAGUGUGGUACUUGUUGUUUUUCCUGGUGCACCAGGAAUUAGCGAGGAGAACCAAAAAGCUGAUCAAGAAUGCAACCGAGAGCUAGAAGAGCAUAUAAAGGAGUUUGCAAAUUUAAAACCAGAUUUACCUCUCCUUAACGUCAUGGCACAUUUGCAUCGUGAAGAAAUUCGUAAUCUUCCUCCCGGUGGAGGUAUAGAGGCAAAGCGAACUGUAAUCGAGGAAAUUUGUAAAAAAUUAAGACCUCCUAUGGUAGAAGAGGAUGAAGCUUCAGGCAACCGUGCCCCCACCCAGGGUAAUUAUGGUAAUCUUUACGACUCAGACUGACUACCUAACAAUUCCGGCCUUGACACAAAUUUGGUUCAUGAUAAAAGUAAAAUAAAGUUGAUAUCAUCACCAUCGUUAAUUACCGAAUAAGACUUAAAACUCGAUGAUCAUUUUCUAUGAAACAAAGAAAGAGGAAAACCUUAAUGAGGAUAUUUAUGAGAAACAAUUAUGGAGACCAAAAAGGAUGCUAGGAAAUAAGCAACAACUUAUCAUCUCAAUCAACUUAAAAACAUAAACUUCAACCUGAUCACUCAUUUUUCAUCUACAUACCAUACAACAUACAUGCAUAUACAUUACACCAACAAAACAUAAACGUUCACUUUCACUUUCUCUUCCUAUUUUUCCCUCUCAAACCUUAUAUCAGCAAAAGUAAGCAGUUAGUAACAUCAAUCCUUUAAAAAGAAAAUCAGUUUUUCGAGUGUGGAUUUUCAGCUCACUUCAAGAUCGAGCUAAAAGAGAGACAUCUUUAAGGAAACUAAAUCAAAGGAGAUAACUAUAUCUGGAAAAGAGCUACAAUUACGAUUUACUUAUGUUACCUUCCCAUAUCUCCGUCAAUUUUUUUCCUUAUCCAUUCCCUCUUUAUCUCUAUAACUCAUUAUCUCCGCUUCAUCCUUUGUCCCUUAAUCCUAAUCCUAUCUCUUUCUCUCUCUUUAUAAAUAUAUUUUUUUUAUUUCCAAUGUAUAAUGAAAAUUAUUGCCGAAAGCUGUCUCAAAAAUUAUUUGUAACAGUUUAAGACAAAACUCAAAAUCAAAAAAUAGUCAAAAUUUAACCAAAACAGACUUUACCUGAAGAUAAACCUACCGUCGCUCAAAAAACUAACUACUAUCAGUUUAGCAAUCAAUCUAAUUCUUCCUCUUUUGUCCGUUUUGUAAAUUUCUUCCCAUUCAAUCCAUCCAACUCACUUUAACUCAAUGGUCCGACCAUUUUAAUGACAGUUUCGUAUGCAAAACGCAAACUAAACUGGUCUAUUUUCUGUCAACAGUUUUGUAAUUACUCAGUUUGACACAGAUUAUCAGCAAAUUCGAGUUCAAUUUAUUGUCUUCUUCUCAGAUCUUCUUGCAAACUCAGAUCCUUUCUGACAAUUUGAAAAUCGGACCAAAAAUGCAAAGCCAACUUUGUUAUGAUAAAAAAGAGUUGUGUCUGUAAAAAAUUGUAUCUAUUUUUAAUUACAGUCAAUCCACAUUACAAAGACCCAAAAUCAUCAUCAAAAUCAAAAAGACCAAAAAAUAAAAUCCUUAGCUUUUGA
Messenger RNA from Tetranychus urticae (two-spotted spider mite), 2911 nucleotides. RefSeq names its product protein phosphatase 1B. The record is from RefSeq and is a predicted model, not a curated record. NCBI's taxonomy places the organism in Eukaryota, Metazoa, Arthropoda, Arachnida, Trombidiformes, Tetranychidae. Gene Ontology annotation, molecular function: protein serine/threonine phosphatase activity; magnesium ion binding; manganese ion binding. Gene Ontology annotation, biological process: protein dephosphorylation.